AUGACAGAACCUAAAAAAGAAGCUAUUGAGGCAAUGUCAGAAUGUGGUCUAAGACCAAUGGAGUCUUAUAGGUAUAUGUCAACAGAAACUGGCGGAGACGACUGUGUAGGUCAUACGAUGAUUGAUCAUCUAAACUACUGCUACAAGUUAAAAAUGAAGCAAAUUGAUGGCAAGGAUUCACAAACACUAGUGAACAAACUGUAUGACAUACAAUCAAUAGAUCCCGAGUUCUUUUUCAGAGUAAGACUCAAUGCUGAAGGAAAAGUUGAGUGCCUAUUUUGGAGGGAUUCUAUGAUGAGAGAAGAUUACAAAAUAUAUGGAGAUGUUCUAGUUUUUGAUGCUACAUUCAGAACCAAUAAGUACAAUCUCAUAUGUGCUCCAUUUGUUGGUAUCAAUAACCAUUGGAAAAACACAAUGUUUGCUUGUGCUUUCAUUGGGGAUGAAACCACAGAAUCUUUCGUUUGGGUGUUUGAAACUUUUCUGAAGGCUAUGGGAAGAAAGCACCCUAUAUCAAUUUUCACUGAUCAAGAUGCAGCUAUUGCUGCUGGAAUGGAACAGGUACCUCUUCAUAUAUUAUAG
Spinacia oleracea (spinach) is the source of this 579-nucleotide messenger RNA. Its product is annotated as protein FAR1-RELATED SEQUENCE 5-like. The transcript has a single exon. The record is from RefSeq and is a predicted model, not a curated record. Lineage: Eukaryota; Viridiplantae; Streptophyta; Magnoliopsida; Caryophyllales; Amaranthaceae. The coding region runs from base 1 to 579 and encodes 192 amino acids.